Molecule: messenger RNA, 1151 nt
Organism: Pocillopora verrucosa
Lineage: Eukaryota; Metazoa; Cnidaria; Anthozoa; Scleractinia; Pocilloporidae
Source: RefSeq, a predicted model, not a curated record
UGACAGACGGCCCCAUGGUCAAGACAAGCGAGAAGCUGUACCGGAUCCUAGCCUUUGGGGACAGCCUUACCACAGGAAAUACAGGAGGUGAGCUAAAUGAAGCUAUGGACAAGCCUUACACGAUUCACCUCUCGAAACUACUGAGAGACAACCACCCUGACUACGCGUUCAAGGUAGACAACAGAGGGAUUUACGGCGAGUUGGUUUGCGGUGAAAUGACAGAAAGAUUACCUAAGGUUUUACAUGAAAGCGGACCGUACGAUUUAGUGAUUAUUUUGGGAGGAACCAAUGACAUCAUUGAGGCUAAGAAAGGUUUAGAAGAUUCACUCUUUGAAGGAAUAACAAACUUACAUGCUGCGGUCGUAAGUCACGGCGCAAAGGUCAUUGUGCUUACAAUUCCAGAAACUGACCUUUACUUCAAAGAUCUUAGGGAAAAUGGUUUUUGUUGGGUCAAGGAAGAAGGAGAAAACAUUCGUUUGUUGGUAAAUGAGAAACUAAGGGAAUCUAUUGAGAGGAAUGAUGAAAACGUUCACAUCACUUUAUGUGACUUUGCCGUAAAGUUUCCUCAACAAAGCUUGUGUGACAAGGAUUUGCAGGAAUUAUGGAGCGAUGGUUUGCAUUUUGAAAAAGGCUACAGUAAGAUGGCAGAAAUAAUCUAUGAGGACAUGAAGCAUCUUUUCACGUCCAGAAUGACACAAAGAGAAUAAUUUUAACUUUUUUAUUCAGGUACUUAUAUGUUUUUCAAUUAAUAUACACGCAUAUCUAUAAUGAAAUGUUCUUGAGGUCUAGUGUAGUUCAAUGAUGUGCUUGUAAAUGAUGUCCAGCCAAUGAGUUUCUUGCACUCUUUGACACUGAACAAAUUGAUUUAACUUGCCGAGUUGAGCAACCAUUUAAUACCAGGCAGGACUCCAUCGAGGUUUUCAACACAAGCUGAAUUUACCUAAAAGGUAAUAAUAACAUUUUUCAUGCUUUGUUCAAAGGCAAAAACAGAGCAUUAAUGAACAGUAAAUGAGAAUUUCCAAAAUUUUUGGUUUAGAGCUGAUGAAUAUUAAACAAAUUUGCCUCCCAAUAAAUUUUUUCUUUUUUUUAAUGAAAGCUGAAGAAAAAAAUAGAAAGAAAGAGAGAUUCCCAGCAGUCAUGGACCUUUCUUA